Molecule: messenger RNA, 3333 nt
Organism: Haliotis rufescens (red abalone)
Lineage: Eukaryota; Metazoa; Mollusca; Gastropoda; Lepetellida; Haliotidae
Exons: 13
Coding region: 72-3293 (1073 amino acids)
Source: RefSeq, a predicted model, not a curated record
UGGACACAAUAGCAAUUGCAUAACACUAUAGCUUAUAAAGGAAGGGGCACCCAAUUCAUGGCUCAGUCAUCAUGUGGCUACAGGCAGGCUUACUUUCGCUUUGCGCCACAACAGCGCUUUGGGGAGUAGUGUAUACCGUCGUCGAUGAUGUUGCAGUGGACGCUGUGAUCAACGCGGGGCUAAGAUGUCACAAGACACCUGGCUUAGCGGUGGCAGUGGUGAAAGACGGCAACAUUGUCAUGUCGCGGGGGUUCGGUGUUAGCAACAUCGCCGCAGGAACGCCUGUCACUAGCACAACGUUGUUUGGAAUAGCGUCGUUGUCUAAGGCGUUCACCACAACGUUGCUUAGUAAAAUACUCAAAGACCGGACAAGAUUUUCCAUCAACACGAACGUCUACAAAAUCCUGGGUCGGUACAAGUUCAACAACACCCUGCGGUCAGUGUACGCCACCGUGGAGGACCUGAUGGCACACAGGAUGGGCAUCCCAAGGAACAACUACCUCCGGCUGGACGACACCCUCACACGGGAGAUCCUCCUCAGUCGUGUCAAGUAUCUGAAGAAUGUGGGUGGAUUCCGGGACAGCUUUGCCUACAACGACUUGAUGUACGGACUUCUGACCCGUAUCACGGAGGCCGUCACUGGGACCUUAUGGGAAGACAACAUGGUUGAACACCUCUUUACGCCCCUAGGAAUGGACUCAUCCACAUUUGGCACAAGAGUGAACUUUUCCGCGCCAAAUGUAGCGACACCAUACGUCAUUGAGAAUGGUCAGAUUGUAGCGGCCUCGACCCAGUUUGUACGUCACUGGGCAAUGUUGGGCGGUUCUGGCUCUGUGGUGAGCAGCGCAGACGACAUGACCAAGUGGAUGUUGUUCCAUCUGAGUGGCGGGAAAAACCGCGCGGGCAACCAAGUCGUGGCCGAAAACCUGCUGAAGGAAACAUACAAACCCCGGAACGCUCUCGCCUCCAGUUCCAUCAACACCUACUUCAGCAGACCCAAGACGCCGGUGACAAUGAGCAACGACGGUUACGGCCUCGGCUGGAAGAGCGGGUAUUACAGAGGACUACCGAUGGUACAACAUUCAGGCACCACAUUCGGCUACCGGAGUUUCCUAACCCUCAUCCCGGACAAAAACCUGGGUGUGUUCCUGGUCAUGACGGGCACCGACCCCAACUACUGGUUCCGGGGGUCGCUCAGUGCCUACCUGAUGGACGUGUACCUGGGGGAGGCGCCCUGGAUCAACGCCAGCACCAUCUGCUCCUUCCCCGACCCCUGGCGCACACGGAGACGUUCUGGGCGCCGUAAUCGCCCGACAAGGGUCAUGAGAUACCAGGCUAACCUAGCCCUCCCGGCAUACACAGGCACCUUCAGGAACGAGGCCUACGGCAACCUCGUCGUCCACUACGACAGCGCGUCUCAUCGGCUGAGGGCUAUAUAUGGUAUUGGAAGCUGGGUCCUGACGUCACGCGGUAGUGACACCUUUCGGGCAAACUGGGACAACCCAGCACCAACUCUUAACUUUGACUUCACGUUCCUCACGUCAAACGGGGAAGUAUAUGCACUGAUACCUAGUUUUGAGAAGACAUUGCCGCAGAUAUUUUUCCGCAUCGGCAAUGGAAAUUCCAUCAUUAUACGUCUGUCUCGACUCCAACUAAGAGGUGAGCGAAUACACGCUAUUCCUUAUCUCCGUCAUGAAUCGGCCAUGAUGUUAGGAAGUUCACAUCUGUUCUUUUUGUGGGUGACGACGACGGCACUGUGGGGAGAAGUGUAUACCGUCGUCGAUGAUGUUGCAGUGGACGCUGUGAUCAACGCGGGGCUGAAAUGUCACCAGACACCUGGGUUAGCGGUGUCAGUGGUGAAAGAUGGCAAAGUCGUCAUGUCGCGGGGGUUCGGUGUCACCGACCUUGCUACCAAAACACCUGUCACGAACACAACUCUGUUUGAGAUAGCGUCGUUGUCCAAAGCGUUCACAACGGCGUUGUUGAGUAAGGUAUUGCAUGAUCAAAGUAGUUACACUAUCAAGACGAAUGUGUACCACCUGUUAGGGAGGAACGGGUUCAACAACUCCCUGCGGUCAGUGUACGCCGUCGUGGAGGACCUGAUGGCACACAGGAUGGGUAUCCCCAGGAACAACUACCUCCGGCUGGACGACACCCUCACACGGGAGAACCUCGUCAGCCGGGUGAAGUACCUUCCCAGCACCGGCGGCUUCAGGGGCAGCUUUUACUACAGCGACCUCAUGUACGGACUGCUGACACACAUCACGGAGUUGCUCACAAAGAAGACUUGGGAGGACAGUAUGACUGACAACAUCUUCAAGCCCUUGCACAUGGACUCCAGCACAUUCGGAACCAGAGCGGACUUCACCUCACCAAACAUUGCGACACCUUACACUAAACAGGGUAGCAAGCUUGUAACGCCAUCGUCUGACUUUAUCCGUCACUGGGCAAAGAUUGGUGGUUCUGGGUCUGUGAUCAGCAGCGCAGACGACAUGACCAAGUGGAUGUUGUUCCAUCUGAGUGGCGGGAAGAACCGAGAGGGCAACCAAGUCGUGGCCGAAAACCUGCUGAAGGAAACAUACAAACCCCGGAACGCUCUCGCCACCAGUUCCAUCAACACCUACUUCAGCAGACCCAAGACGCCGGUGACAAUGAGCAACGACGGUUACGGCCUCGGCUGGAAGAGCGGGUAUUACAGAGGAAUACCGAUGGUACAACAUUCAGGCAGCACAUUCGGCUACCGGAGUUUCCUGACCCUCAUCCCGGACAAGAACCUGGGUGUGUUCCUGACCAUGACGGGCACCGACCCCGACUACUGGUUACGGGGGUCGCUCAGUGCCUACCUGAUGGACAUGUACCUGGCGGAGGCGCCCUGGAUCAACGCCAGCACCAUCUGCUCCUUCCCCGACCCCUGGCGCACACGGAGACGUUCUGGAUCCCGUAAACGCUCUGGGAGAAGGUUGACAAGGAGGAGACGUGCCACACACACUGCUAACCUAGCCCUUCAAGCGUACACUGGGACGUUCCGACACCAGGCGUACGGCAACAUCAGCAUCCACUACGACAGCACGUCCCAUCAGCUGAAGGCCACAUACGGUAUCGCCAGCUGGGUCCUUGCGUCACGUGGAGGCGACACUUUUAGAGGUAGCUGGGACAAACCGGCUCCCAGAAUGGAUUUCAACUUUACUUUCAAGACGUCAGCUGGACAUACUUAUGCUCUGAUUCCUAGUUUUGAAUCCAAAUCUCCUCCUGUAUUCUAUCGAACUGGUAACAGUAACCCUAUUAUCGGAUGACCUGUAACUGUUUCGAAUAAACAUUAAUUGUUACUUGAAA